AUGUCGAAAUUAUCCAAUACUCGUUCUGUUCGAUCGACAUAUCCAGGUCUUUUAUUACUUAUUGAUUAUGGUUUAAGUGAAAAAACUAUUCAAGGUAUUUGUCAUGGGCUUGAUCAACUAUUUAGUGUUAUAUCGACGUAUGUUGGUGUACAACGCAUACCAAUGUUUGGACUAAUCGUUAAUGGACAACAUCAAAGUGAAAUUUUUAUUCCAUUGUCAUUAACAUAUAAUAAUCAUAUGGAAUUACAAUUAGCAUUGUGUAAAUUGCAACUACUUGCUCAAAAAUGGUCAAUAAAAUCAAAUGGAUUUAAUAUUUCAUCAGUAUCAUGGCAAUCUGCUUUACAAUUAGCUUACAUCGAAAUCAAUUCAGUUAUUCAGAAUAAUACUGAAAAUCAGAUAGGCGUUGAAGAAUUUACAACACAAUAUGGUGUUGUUUCUACUAUUAUUAAUAUAUUAGGAUUAAUUAUGUCUGAUCACGUUGAUCAUUCGUGGCACAUGAUUCGGUGUGAUUUACAAGAGAUAUUAAUUGAUCCUCAUCAUCAAGUUAAUCAUGAUAGAUUUUUCAUUUAUACUGAACCAUCAAGAAUAUCAACAUUAACUACAAAUUCUUCAUCGUUAUUAUUGCCAAUUUAUCAAUUAAAAGCAUUGAAUUUUAUUAAACAAACAAAUUAUUGUAUAUCAUUGAUAUUUGGCAUGCCGCUUCUUGUAAUAUCAUCAGCAUGUCAUAAAUAUGAUAUUGAAUCAAUUGAAAAAAAUGAAAUCGCUUUUGAUACUUUAACAGAAUAUUUACGUCAAAACGAAUUAAUGUUAAUUUGUUGUUUACAUGAUUGUUCAUCGUCAUCAAUAAUGAAUCAAUCAUUUUCUGGACAUUUUGUUCUUUCAGUUGCUUCAGAACAUAGUUUAAUAUUACGUUCAAUUGCUUCUAGUGAACUUCUUUUACCAUUACCAAACUUAACACGUCAAAUAAUUAAACAUGAACAAAAACACAAUGAUGAAAACUUACUUAAAAGUCUAUCUAAUAUCUAUCAUUCUUGUUUCCUUUCCCCUUCUCUUUUUUACCAUUCUACAUCAUCAUCAUCAUCAUCAUCAUCAUCAUCAUCAUUAAUGGCUGUUCGACGAUUACAACAAGAUUUUCGACAAUUAAUGAAAAAUAAAGUAGAUGGAAUUGAUGCAAGUCCAUCAGCAGACAAUAUUCUUCUCUGGAAUGCUAUUGUUUGUGGUCCAGAAGAAAGUAUUUAUGAAUCUGGUACAUUUCAACUUCAAUUAAGCUUUCCAGAAGAUUAUCCAAAUCGACCACCACAAGUUCGAUUUAUUACAAAACUCUUUCAUCCAAAUGUUUGGUGGGAUGAUGGACUUAUUUGUGUUGAUAUACUUAAAGAUGGUUGGUUACCAUCUUAUGAUGUUUUAGCAAUACUUCAUUCAAUUCGUCUACUUCUAAUUGAUCCAAAUCCACUUAGUCCAGCUAAUUUAGAAGCUGCUUUGCUGUAUCGUGAUAAUCGAGUUGACUAUAAUCGACGUGUUUUACAGAUGAUUCAAGAUACACUCGAUACGGAUGAUGAAGAUGAUUAUGAUUAUGACGAUGACGAUGAUGAUGAUGAUGAUGAUGAUGAUGAUGAUGAUGGUCAAGUUGAAGAUGGUGAUACACAACGUCAAAAGACGACAAUUCUUCGUCAAAGCAUCACCGAAUGA
This is a messenger RNA of Rotaria sp. Silwood1, 1689 nucleotides long. NCBI's taxonomy places the organism in Eukaryota, Metazoa, Rotifera, Eurotatoria, Philodinida, Philodinidae. The record is from the annotation of a GenBank genome assembly.